Molecule: messenger RNA, 9950 nt
Organism: Lymnaea stagnalis (great pond snail)
Lineage: Eukaryota; Metazoa; Mollusca; Gastropoda; Lymnaeidae
Source: the annotation of a GenBank genome assembly
CGUAGCGCCCGGCCUCGCCUUAGGGACCACCACUGCACACCUUGUCAUUAUCUUUUUUUGCCUAGCCUUGUAUAUUAAUAGAUGCUUAGGUUUAAGUCACAUGGUAUACAAUGGUUGUAAUCAUGGUAAUAAAAGAUAACAUGACAAUAUGAUACGCCCAUUUACUUCGAGCUGAUUCGUGAUGACUGCAUGAUCAGGGUAAAGCACACACAAUAAGGACAAGAAAAAGUUUUAGCGACAAUGAAUACCCUGAUUGUAUUAACAGUGUUUGUCACACUAAUUGCAUCUAGCCUUGCUCAAUCCAAGUGUGUUUCAACGUCCAACUGCCGUUGUAUGACAGGCGCUAACUCUUUCAUCGACCUAAAUAAAAUCACAGAGAAGUGAGUUGAGAUUUAUUUUGGAUUGUUUUGUAGAAAUAUUUAAUUAUUGUUUAAAAAUACUAUUCUCUGUCUUUAGCUGUUAAAGAGUUUAAUUCCUUACAUUUACCAUUCACCGAUACUGGGAUGCCCUCCCACAUGGAUGCCUAUACUGCCAAAGGCUCUCACUCAAUCUGUUCUGAGGUCUUCGCCAUUCUCUCAAAGUCCAUCCAUCGCAAGUUGUUACGAUCUCUUGUUAAGUAAUGGGGUUCUUAAAAUGUUUUUGCAUCGGCGCACCGGAUUUCGAUUCAAAAAAAAAAAAAAAAAAAAUCUGUUUUUGUGUUUUUGCUUCAAAAAAAUCUCUGAAUCUUCCCCGACCCCCGGGGCUGCUGCUACACGAAACCUUUAUGACAGACCCUAGUUCCCUAGUUUAGUCCCUUCUCCGUGUGACUUCUCAACCCAAUUCUGUCUCGUGUCGGUUCUAUGGCAGUGCCUGCCUAGUGAUGCCUGCCUUGGGGACGCCUGCCUGGUGAUGGUGCCUGAUGAUGAGUUUUAUCCCCCCCUCCCCCAGUCAGCCUUUAUUUCAUCAAGAAACGAGCAUGCAACAGUAUAUUCUUACACUGAGAAGUGAAUUUCAUUUGAAAACGAACAUAAGUAAGAUAAGUGAACAUAACAGUGUUGUAGCUCAAAAUGGCAAUGUUGAAAAAAAAAACCGCACAAAAAAAAAAACAAAACAAAAAACAAGCAUGUAAUUGCAUAAUUUUCACUAAAAUAUAUUUUAAAGCAAAUUUAAUAUGCGUGUAUGGCUUAAACGAACAUAAGUAAGAUAAGAAAACAUAACAGUGUUGUAGCUCAAAAUGGCAAUGUUGAAAAAAAAGACCGCACAAAAAAAAAAACAAAACAAAAAACAAGCAUGUAAUUGCAUAAUUUUCACUAAAAUAUAUUUUAAAGCAAAUUUAAUAUGCGUGUAUGGCUGAAAAAAAAUAUUUCAAUGUUCUAAAGAAAUGCUGUUAUUCGAUAAAAGCAUGUCUCUGGAUUUGAUGCUUAGCUAAUACUCGGUCCUAAAGUACAUUGACCUGCAUACUUGCAUAGAUUGCUUAUUACCGUUCAAUAUAUCCAAAAUUACCUUCAAUAUUUAGGUAAAUAAAAUUCAUGAUUUUUUAAAUGCUUUUUUUCAGAUUAAGUGCCUCAAGACCUUUCGAAAAAUUUACUUUUCAACUAUGCCAAAAGUUCAGUGUCAAGAGCAAAUGUACGGGAGUUUUUGUAAGUAAGAAAGUAAUUUACUAACUAUUGAUCAGCCCGUAGAGGACCAAAGAGAUCCGCCAUUUUCCCUCCCGAUUCUUCAGUCUUAACUGACUCUAGCCCAUUGUCCAUAGUCUUCUAACAUGAACUCCUUAAUUCACAAGACUCUCAUCACGACCCAAGGCCCUCCCAUACGCAUUAUCUCCUCACCUCUCGUACAACUUCUCGACUUUAAACCUUACCCUCUCCGACUAUAACAAAGAUUGACCACCCCGUUAGCCCCCUGCCCCACUCUAUUCUCUACUUAUAUACUCUAUGAUUCCUUUCCAUUCUUUCCCCCAAAACGUUUUCAUCGAGCUUCUUCUACAGAGCAGUUCACUUAAACUUUACGUGUAAACCCAAUUACAUUUACUUCCAAAAUAGUCUAUGAAGGUCACGCAAAUAUUUGCAUCAGUCCAGAGUUAGUCAAAAUUAUGUAAACACUAUACGCACUGUGUAAUUUAAUAUAUAUUCCCCAAAGAAAUUUGUAACCGAGCUGUUCGUGGUGUUGUUGCUGACUGAUUAUUUAAGUCUGUUUAACACCAUGGCAAACAUAUUAAGACUGACAUUUAAAUCGUCAUGGAGGCAAGAUGUAUGUUUUUUUUUAAAAGUAAGUGUUGACAUAAAUUUGAUUAAUGCUGUAAAUAUGUUUUGCUAUUCAGGUUUAAGAAGAAUAAAACCAAUGAUUUUUAAACGCUAAUCAGCGUCUCUGUUAAUGGUUUUGAAACCGAUAACUAGUUGUUGAAACAACAAACCCACGACAGUAACUAGAGACCGACCGAUGGUAAUUUCUGGUUUCUAUCGCAACCGAAACCGAAACCAAACCGAAAGUUAAAAAAACGACUUUCGGUCGAAACCGAAACCAACAGUUUCACGAGAUUUUAGGCCAAAACCAAAAGAUAUAUGAUUAGGUAUUUUGAAACUCGUUUGCGUACACGCUGAUAAAAUUUCAUUAUUUCUUUGUUUACAUUUGUGCCCAAAUAAGAGUCUAAUUUGGCGAAAAAUUGUCAAAUGUUAUUUCGUUAUCAGUGGCAACCAUUAUCAGCGUGAUAAUGUUGAAUGUGAACAAAUGAAUAAAUUGAAUAAGCCCCAGGGUUCCCUAAUUAUUAUUUUUUCGUUAACUGAAAUGUUAUCAUUCCCUAUGCUUUUUUUUUCACAAAACUAUUAACCUUGCCUACGCUUAAUUUUAAUUUCGGAAAUAUUGGACGCAUAGGUUAUCAUGCAGCUGUGAGCCGUGCUCGCAAAGGAUUAGUCGUAUAUCAUACCAUGACAGCAAGGCAGCGAGCAAUAAUGAAUAUCGCACUGCCGGUCGACAGACAGGCAUAGUGACAGUCGGACUUCUGGUAGACGACCAAAAAUCUACCGAGUGUUAACGUUUCUGUUUCAUUCGAAACCGAAACUACACAGAAAAUGAUCAUAUGGCAACUUUCGGCACCAAAACAGAAAACCGAAACUGAAUUUCGGUUGGUCUCAAACAGUAACAUUCCUAACUGAAUUAACUAUGAGGGAGUAACUAAUACAAUUAAACUUCAUUGACGUAGACAAAAUUCAAUUACAAAAAAGUCCCGUCUUCGAGUACUGACAUGCAGUUGAAAACAUUAAACCAAGAUUUAAUUUUAAACAUUGUAUGGUGCCUAUUUUUUUUAACUAAAGCUUUUAUGAUCACUUUACGACAUAUGUAUCAAACUCAAGGCCCGCGGGUCACAUCCGGCCCGCCAUACAAUUAUAUCAAGCCCGCCAGGUCUUCACCGGCGUAAAACUAUAUCCAAGUCAACACUGUGGUGUUUUCCAAUGCACACGUUGGUGAUAAAGCUUAGCUUACUUCGCGCUGAGUUCGCACGGCGCUUUAGUGACUUUGAAGCAAAGAAAAGUAAUUUCGAGCUGUUUCGUAACCCAUUUGUCAUAGACGAGAAAACUGCACCUGUAAAUUUGCAGAUGGAGCUAAUAGAGCUGCAGUGUAAUGGGACACUAAAGGCAAAUUAGAACACAGUUGGACCUGCACAGUUCACUCGUUUCAUUCCCGAAGAGAUGCCCCAGCUUUGUCUACAUGCGGCUCGAACCUUGAGCAUGUUGCGUAGCAUAUAUAUGGGUGAGCAGCUGUUUUCUGUGAUGAAGAUUAACAAAGCAUCACACAGGAGUCGUCUCACUGAUGAACACAUGCAGGUCAUCAUGAGAAUCUCAAUGACACAGAACGUUACUCCCAACAUAAAUGAACUUACUUGUUUUUGUAGCCCUGAAAAUGUGCCAAACAUCCAGCUCUGACAAAUUGGCUUAAGAAAGAAAAUUGGUAUGCAAGGAUUUUAAAUUACUUUUUUUUUUCUGUUUUCAUUUAUAUAAAUAUUUUUUUUCCCAAAAAGAUACAUUUCCCGCUUAUUGAACGAUGAUCCUGUUCGGCCCGCAACCUUGUAUGUGGUUUGAGUUUAGGUCCGCCGAGGGAUUGAGUUAGACCUCCCUGCUUUUCGCACACAGUUAUGUUUAGAAUAUUGAAAACAAAAACACGGGGCAGGAGAAAACAUGACUAAAUCUAAACACAAACUGAACACUAUCGAAACACAAAUCUGUUUGGGAAAUUGUUCUGAUUGGCUUUAGAUAGCAAAGAAAUUAGACAAUUAAACGAAGUUUUUCGUAUAAACCGUUUAUAAAAUUGAAUAUCGAGCCAUGGGGAGUGGGCUGAAAAUUUGACAAAACAUGCGAAAAUUGAUACACUUCGUAAGAAUCCCAUUAGUUCCCCCCUUCAAGACGCGCAACUCCCACAUUUUUUUCACUAUAUUAAUAUCCUAAGGACUCACCCGCUUUUACAAUGUAGAUUCAUUUUACCAACAAUUUUAGAAAAACAAAACAAAAUUUAUGCACGUAACGCACUUGUAAUAUUUUCUUUAAAAAAAGGAAUCAAUUAUCAGAAUUCGUUUUUAAUCUUCCCUUUGAAAAAAAGUAAAAACUUACUUUUGGGUGUUGGGGUAGUGGAGUUGGGCUGGAAAUCUGAAACAAUGUGUUGUCGUUGGCAACAAGGGUAUGUGCUAAGUUUCAGCUCGAUAGGUUGAUGGGACGUGGGUCAGUUAACCGUCCGAAAAUUUUGCCCCCAGCCACACACAAAAGCGAGGUUAAUAUUAAGGAUAUAAUAAUUAUAAAACAAUAACACUCAUUUGUGCUUACUAAAAUAAAUCAGUAGCUUCACUCUCAAACUCAUGUAUAUGAAAUGGCCGAAAAGUUGAUUUUGAAGAUAACAAAAAUGCUCUAUCGUUAAGCCUUAUGUACUAAGAUUUGAAUUCAUUUAUGCAUGAAAUAUAAGCUACUGGUAGCAUGUGCUGUCAAUUAACUAACGUCACAAUGCACUGAAUUUUUUUAUUUUUUUUUUGUAGGGCUGUUUAGUAGAACCUCUCGAGAUCUACCAUUCUUUGGGAAAUUCUAGUCAAUUUGUUGACUCGAGCACCAUCAAAUAUCAAGGUAACGACAGGUAAAUAUGCGUUUUUUUCCUGCUUAAGCUCUUGCUUCGAAGAUCCAUUUUAUUUUAUCGAGUUGAGGUUGAAAAAGUUCAAAAUAGAACAUUUGAGAGAUUUUUGUGUGUGUUUUGUUCGAACAGUAUCCUGCAUUACGAGUGAAUUAGCAUAUCACUCCAUGGUGGAUAAGUUGGCUAUGGACAUCAAAAUUGUAAAUGACGAAAAUGCCUGCAUGUCCGCUUUAAAUAUCUAGCCUGGGAAUAUCUAGAUAUAAUAUCUAUUGGGAUUUAAAUUAUUCCAGUAUGCAGUUUUCCAUAAAUAUCAAACACUUAGACUGUAGUCGUUGACGAUCAACCGUGCAUUUUCUUCAGUGUUAAGGCGUUUUCCAUUUUAUCCAUACGAAAUGGCAAGAACACUAUAUGCGAGAGUCUCAAUUCAAGAACACUAUAUGCGAGAGUCUCAAUGCAAGAAUACUAUAUGUGAGAGUCUCAAUGCAAGAACACUAUAUGCGAGAGUCUCAAUACAAGAACACUAUAUGCGAGAGUCUCAAUUCAGGAACACGAUAUGCGAGAGUCUCAAUGCAAGAAUACUAUAUGUGAGAGUCUCAAUGCAAGAACACUAUAUGCGAGAGUCUCAAUACAAGAACACUAUAUGCCAGAGUCUCAAUAACAAAAUCAAAACGAAAAUGAAAGUGCUGGUGAAAGCAUUCGUCAACAAAUCCUCCCCCCCUCCCCCCCCCCGCCCCAAAAAAAAAAGCAACAACCCAAGUUCAGUUUUGGUUUCUCAUUUGUGUCUUUUGAUUUCAAUAACAAAAACAAAACGAAAAGGAAAGUGCUGGUGAAAGCAUUCGUCAACAAAGCCUCCCCCCCCCCCCCCCCCCGCCCCAAAAAAAAAAGCAACAACCCAAGUUCAGUUUUGGUUUCUCAUUUGUGUCUUUUGAUGCUUGUAAAUAUUUUUUUAUGAAGAAAAACGUUUCCCCCUUCUUGACGACUUCCACUGAAACAUCUUCAAGUGAUAAUACUUUUGUAUCCUAAUCUCUUAAAUCAACUUCUCUUUCAUGUUUUUUUUUAUUUAGGUCUGCAGUUAUAACACUGAAGUGUGACCCUAAAGCCGUUACAGACAGAUUGACCUAUGAAAGCAGUAAAAGGGAUACAUACGUAAGUUUAUAUAUAACUACUGAGAGUUAAAUUUUUAUUUUGUUUUGAGAACUUUAUAAAUCGAGAAGAACCAGAAAGUCACUACAACAGUUACAGUAGUGGUCCCCGAACUUUUUGACUCGCAGAACCCCUUUUUAGAACCAGUUUCUAUGGGGGAAGCUCCCCUUAAUCGCGGGUAGGAGGUUCCUGAAGCAGCCGCAGAGCCCAUGAGAAUCACAGGCUGGGAACCACUGAGUUAAAGAAUUAACGAAUAUCCGGACAUUCUUAUUUUGAGGAGCAAACCUGUGAACAAAGACACGAAAUAUGGACAUUAAGAUUCUAUACAUUUUCCAUGUCUUUAGAAAAUAAAGGAAAAUGUUUCUGAAAAACAAACUAAAUAAAAUAACAAAAAUGAUUUUUUUUUAAGAAAGGGAUAUUGCAUUGUAUUAUAUCUAAACAUAUUUGCUGACAAACUGCAUCUAGCUUAGACUGACAGCAAUGAAGAGUAACGUCGGUGACACAUGAAUGUUUCAUUUGUACUUUGAUUGGUCAAGUCUUAUUUUAGCUGCACGGUUUAGUUCAAAGCUUCAACCUGUUCAAGUUUCCUAGACACUUGAAAGAAACCAAAGUGACAAUGUGCUUUAGCGUAUGUCCAAAGUGUGCAUUCUCUUCUUCAGAACUUUGUGCUCACAAGUAAAUAUGCGUGUGCUGAAACCUUGACGACUCCUGCCCAAAACGUUACCACAACGACAACAAUCAAAACCACGACCAAAACCAACACGACGACAACCGCCACAACCAAAACCACGCCCAAAACCAACUCGACCACAGCCUCCACAACCAAAACCACCCCCAAAACCAACUCGACCACAGCCUCCACAACCAAAACCACGCCAAAAACCAACUCGACCACAGCCUCCACAACCAAAACCACGCCAGCUUCCAACUCGACGACGACAACGACGAAGUCGACCACUAAAUCCAGCACGACGACACCAAAGACCACCAUCACUACCCCGAAAUCGUCCUCCAAGUCUUCCAGCACCACCCCCAAGGUGUCGUCAACAACAGUGACUACAAAGAAAGGGGCGGCCAGUACAGUCAGGUCAGUAGUUAUGUCAUAAAGUUAUAGAGUCGUACAUUCGUGGAAGUUAUUCUUUCAUCAACGGAAUCAGUGCCCUCGACAGGGUUAGUGCGAUCCGGGGUUGUUUAAGCUUUUUGCCAACGCCCUUACCUUUUUCCACGAAACCAUCCCUCUCCAAAAAUGCCUCCCUUACUAUAAGGAGAAAAGUACCACCCCUUCCGCACACCCUCUGCCUACGCCCUUGCAUGCGAUACGAAAAUAAUAAGACAAAAACAUUUCCCCAAAGGCCAAAUCAUCUUAAAAACAUGAGGCCCACUUGUAUUCUUCUUUAACUUUUAUGAAUUUUAAUAUUCCGAAAGUUGAGACACUUACAAAAACUCUUUGAGACCAAAUUGAAGCUGAGAUUUUUAAUUAUCAAUCUCCAGGACCGAAACACAUAGUUAUUUGAAGAACUUGUUUUUAAUAAUAUAUUUUGCGAGAAAUUAAGCAACCCCUAAAAACAAAGGUUUUUGUAAUGAAUCCUUUGUAUUCUUUUGAUUAUCAUUUCAUGUAUAUUAAUAUCAGCGUGAUAACCCGUGUCUUUGGUUGUCUAUUCAUUUGGGUCAUAACAUUAUUAUUUCCUUUUUUUUUUCUUUUUCUCCAGCACAAUAACAUUUGGCAGCAUCCUUUUGGCCGUGAUCUUGUCUUGGACGCUCCAUUGAGACCAGGACAUCAAAUGGGCAAUUUCAAAACUAUAGCAAAGUCCACGUGUCCUUCAAAUAGUGUAGCCGAGACAAAAUCAAAUAAAAGACGUGAAUUCAAUUAGCUAAUUAAUUUACGUUUCAAAACACAAUUCUACCGCCCCUUUUUUCUUGCUUGUUUUUUGAAGACAUCACUGCCGUAUUUAAAAACACCUUGUUAUGAACGACGUUAAACAAUAAAUUGACACAUCAUUCGCAGUAAUGUACAAAUAAAAUAAAAAUCUUUAUGAAAUAUAAUCAUAAAAUAUGCUUGUUUAAGUAUUUUCAUUAAAAUAUGUAAGAGCAAACAAAUGCUCUAAAAAAAAAAAAAUAAACGAAAUAAAAUUAUUCUUUCAAUGGGCUAGUGCUACUACACAAUUUCCUGUUGUUGUGUGUAUUAAGUGAACUUUGUAACUCCUCCCUAGUUCACCGCGUGGUUAGUUAAAAACUGCUGACUGUUUUCAUUACAUACAUCACUUUCAGCUAUUUUAAGGGACACAACCAAUGAAUUCAUUUUAAAGGGGACAAUUUUUAUAUUAUAAUUUUAGCUGAUAAAUUUGUAAAUGUAUAUAAUUUAGAACCAAAGCACCAAUGAAUAUUCUUUAUUAAAUAUUGUAAAAAUUGAGUAAGAAAUUCGAACCAGCAAGUUUCUGAUUUAAAUAGACAAUUGUAAAUGGUAAUUUUAAAGGUAAUUUUAAUUAUAAAUUGAACUCAAGGCAUGCUAUGUUGUUCUUGCCUCAAUUAAUUGUAUUUGGAAAAUUAAUAUCUUCAAUUGGGAUCCUCUCAUUUUCGUCCUAUUACAAGUCCUUGACUUGUCUCGUAUUUGAGAUAGAUUGUAACUGAAAUAGCUACACCAGGGAGUACAUCCGGUCUUGCACAAAGUUAAGAUUUUAUCAAGAAAUCCGGAAAAUGGAAGGGAAAUAAACCCUCUUAUCCCUGAUUAGUUAAACUUUCAGAAUUCUAAACAUCUAGUUUUUUUCUUUUAAAUUCAAAAUUAUUAUUUUCUUUAUAUACUCGCAUAUUACCACUAAUGGUCACUACAAGCUAAUACCCCUGUCAUCUUCCUAGUUGAGUUAAAUUAAUAAGUUAAAUAGCUCUGGUACAGUGUUUAAAGUUUUUUCCCACACAUGGCACAUCUCAUGAACUCCUCUGUACACCACAAGAAAAAUAUGCAAUUGUUUGGCUGGAUUUUUGGUUCGAUAUUUGCUCCGGGAGCUCGAUCUUCUCUAGUCUUUCGGGCACGAAAGCUCAUUUAAGAGGGAAAAAAAUAUUUCAACGUUCAACAUUUUCCCAUAAAUAUUAAACGGUGCUGUUAAUUCAUCGACGAACAUUAUACUCAUUCUAUAUGUUAGGAUACAUAGCUUAUAAUAUAAAAAUGAUAAUAAUACUAAUAAUAAUAAUAAAAUCUUUGGAGAUAAAACAAAUCGUUUUGAUUUUCCUCGGGCUAAAAGAGAACAAAGCCCGUUUGCAGAGCACGACAUUGUAGUAGAGAUAACAUUUUCCCAUAAAUAUUAAACGGUGCUGUUAAUUCAUCGACGAACCUUAUACUCAUUCUAUAUGUUAGGAUACAUAGCUUAUAAUAUAAAAAUGAUAAUAAUACUAAUAAUAAUAAUAAAAUCUUUGGAGAUAAAACAAAUCGUUUUGAUUUUCCUCGGGCUAAAAGAGAACAAAGCCCGUUUGCAGAGCACGACAUUGUAGUAGAGAUAACAAUGACGAUUUGUUUUUUUGUUCUCAUCUUCACACUUUAGAUAGCAGAGGGUAGAUUGAGUUGGUUCAGAUCAGUCCUGGUUCGCUUUCCUUUUAAUUAUAUGUGUUAAAGCCUGCACUGUUGGUCUGCGCUUGUUAUAUUGUUAAUUAAAUAGAUAUAUAUCAAUUGCUUAAAGUAAUUGCUCAACAUACAUGGAAUCGAAUACAUUUUAACUAAGCUAAUAACUCUG